UAUAUAACUAAGUGAAGUCGCACGUGUUUGAAUUCGUCUGCUUUAUAUGUUAAAAAGACUUGCAUGCUCAUUAAAGAUGUAUCAAAGGUUUUUGACUUCCGUCUUCAUUCUGCAGUCGGUUUUCAUACUUUGUAAGAGUGAGAAGACUUGGAUGUUUUCCGUUGGCGGUAACAGAAAACCAGCCAACUUUAUAGAUACAGAUGGGUACUUGAAAGGAGCCGAUGUUGUUUUGAUUAAAUCGGUAUGUGAAAUCGCAAACAAAAAGUGUGAGAUAACUGUUCAACCAUUUGAAGAAUGCGUUAGAACAGUGCGUGAUAGAAUAUACCCAGGCAUAGGUAUUAUGAGUAAAUGGUAUGAUGCCUGUGUUGGUUAUGUAUCUAUCCCAGAGAGAUUGAACUCCAUGGCAUUUACAGAUGCCUAUGCGAAUGCAGUUGCUACUUUUACUGUUUUAAAAGGAAAUCCUCGUAAUUUUAAUCCUGACAAUGUUACGGAGAGUGUUAUCACUACAUUAAAUGGAGCAUUUACUAGCAGUCCCUGUUUAAAGCGUUUGGACAAAGUCCCAAAGGGAAUAAUAGUAGCUGCUGAUUUGAACCAAGUUAAAGACCUACUAAAUAAUGGAUCUGCUGACGCUGUAUUUUCUCCCCGAACAUUAAUACCUGGAUAUGAUGUAUUGCCUGCCCGUUAUGACUGCACUACGAGUGGACUUGGAAUGAUGGUUCGCAAGGAUAAUGAACUUCCUGGUUGGUGGAACCCAGCAUUUCAAUCAUUCUACAAAUCCGGAAACUAUACGGUGUGGUGUAAAACUAUAAACCAAAAAUAUGGAGGAAUUCGUAUUGAUGAUAGCUAUUGUUUACCACCACCUGCUGUUAAACCGACAGCUUCUGGAUCUGGGACACAGCCUGACCAAAUUGUCGGACGGAGAUAAAUAAUUCGGACAGAAAUUAAGAUUAUGAAGUUGGAAAAAAUAAGACAGUAUUAUCUCAUGUAUAUAUGGGAUCAGCUUGACUCAACAGGUACUGCAAAAAAUAUUUCAGGUACAAUUGAACUUUUUUACGUUAUUUGCUUGAUAAUAAAAGUCAUCAUCAUGCCUGCUUUACUUAGAACAUUAAAACUGGUAUUUGAUAAGUGCUUUUG
Mytilus trossulus (common blue mussel) is the source of this 1134-nucleotide messenger RNA. RefSeq lists its product as uncharacterized. The transcript is spliced from 9 exons. The record is from RefSeq and is a predicted model, not a curated record. Lineage: Eukaryota; Metazoa; Mollusca; Bivalvia; Mytilida; Mytilidae. Bases 47 to 925 code for a protein of 292 amino acids.